Messenger RNA from Oncorhynchus tshawytscha (Chinook salmon), 2231 nucleotides. RefSeq names its product zinc finger protein OZF. Lineage: Eukaryota; Metazoa; Chordata; Actinopteri; Salmoniformes; Salmonidae. The transcript is spliced from 2 exons. Gene Ontology annotation, molecular function: RNA polymerase II cis-regulatory region sequence-specific DNA binding; DNA-binding transcription factor activity, RNA polymerase II-specific. Gene Ontology annotation, biological process: regulation of transcription by RNA polymerase II. The coding region runs from base 1 to 1497 and encodes 498 amino acids. The record is from RefSeq and is a predicted model, not a curated record.
AUGUCUAAACUGGCAUUGUUCAAUGUGUAUAUAACUGAACGGCUAACAGCGGUGGCUGUGGAGAUAGCCGGGGUGGUAGAGAGAACAAUAACAGAAUACCAGGAAGAAAUCUCUCGUUCAAAGGAGGAGAACGAACGUCUUCGACGGCUGCUGGAUUUCAAACUGCACAGAACAGACCCCCAGCAGCUCACGCUCCCAGUCUCUGAAGAGGAGGUUCCCCCUGCGCGGCAGCAUGGUGAGCAGAAGUGGGGCCCCAAUCUGGGGCAGAAGGACCCAGAGUCCACACAGAUUAAAGAUGAACAAGAGGAAAUCGGGACAAAUCAGGAGGAAGAGCUUGAAAGGCUAGAAUGUGAUACCAACGACUCCAUAUUCACUGUCUGUGAGGAGAGAGACAGUAACCCACCUUAUCCGCCCUAUCAAAUGGAUUUCUCAAGCCACACUUUCGAGAGCAAAGAGGAUGAUGUGUUAUGCAUCCUCAUUCCUAAAGAGAUCAAAACUGAGCCUGAUGGAGAGGACUACACAGUAUCAGAAGCAACCAGUGCCUCUCAGUCCCUAUCAGAAGGAUAUCUAGGCUGUUCUGCAGCUCAGAGUGAAAACAGCGGAAGUGACAACGAGGUGGAGAGUGGGGGACAACCGUCAGGGUCAAAGCCACUGGAAUCAUCCAGAAAAUGGGCAAAGAAAGAACUAAGCUUCCAUACUGUUGCUGGGGGCAGGGCGACCACAAAUGCUUCUCCUUAUUGUUGCAAGUUGUGUGGAAGUACAUUUGUGUACAUUGGUCCUUUAGUUAACCAUGUGAAAAAUGUACACACAAAGCAUACGAAAAUGUGCGGUGUGUGUGAAGAAAUCUUUGAGUCCAUGGCAAGUCUGACAGAUCACCUGCAAACCCACAUAAAAGCAACACGUACUUGUAAUGUUUGUGGCAAAUGCUUCCCUAGUGAUGCUAAUUUGAGAACACACAUGGUGUCUCACACAGGAGAGAAACAGUAUCAAUGCAAAGAAUGUGGGAAAUGCUUCAAAACUAAGGGAUAUAUGAAAUUGCAUAUGAGACUGCACACUGGGGAGAAACCAUUUCAGUGCAAAGAAUGUGGAGAAAGUUUCACUUGUAAUGGAUACUUGAAAGCACAUAUGAAGUUCCACACAGGGGAGAAAUCAUAUCGGUGUAAGGACUGUGGGCAAGACUUUGACCAGAAGACACAACUGGAAACGCAUAUGUGGACUCACAGAGGUGAGAAACCACAUGGUUGCAAGCAGUGUCCCAAAAGCUUCAAGCGCAAGGAAGAACUGACCAGACACACAGCGGUUCACACAGGAGAGAGACCUUUCAAGUGCACUGUUUGUGGACAUUGCUUUGCCACCCCAGGCAACCUGACACAACACCUGACCACUCACUCCGGAGAGAAACCGUAUCGGUGCAAAUUCUGUGGCAGAUGCUUUAGAAAUAAUCCGCUACUUAAAAGUCACCUGAGGAACCGUCACAAAUUUCAUGAAAGUGCCUGAUUCUCAGAAUAUGACUUAAAGGACAAGUUAAGUUUUUCCAACCAAAUCUCUAUUUUUGAUGUAAAUAGCAUGUUCUUGAAGAGUACAGACACCUUUUUUUGUGAUUUUGCACGUUUGAGAAGCUUUACACAAACGGCAAAUCACUUCCUCAUCCUCGUUGUGUAGUAUGCAGUCCCUAAAAAAAGCAGGAACCAAGGCUCCAAAAACACCCAAAUGUGUACUUUUAGUUCAUUCUGAACUUUAUCCACAAUGUUAUAUUACCUUGCACAAGUCAUUUCCCUUAUCCAGCUGUUCCAUUUUCUGUGUAGCCUGCUGCUACAUAACUGACAAAAUAAAGGAAACACCAACAUAAAGCAUCUUAAUAUGGCAUUGGGCCGCCACGAGCCGCCAGAACAGCUUCUAUACUCUUUGGCAUAGAUUCUACAAGUGUCUGGAACUUCCUGUGUGGAAGCACCCCAUGCUUUCAAUAUCACAUUUUAUUGGUCACAUACACAUUUAGCAGAUGUUAUUGCGGGUGUAGCGAAAUGAUUGUGCUCCUAGCUCCAACAGUGCAGUAGUAUCUAAAAAUGAUUCACAACAAUACACACAUCGAAAAGUUAAAUCAUGGAAUUUAUAAAUAUUAGAUUGAGCAAUGUAGGCGUGGCAUUGACUAAAAUACAAUAUAAUAGAAUACAGUAUACAUAUGAGAGAGUAAAGCAGUAUGUAAACGUUAUUAAAGUGACAAGUGUUCCAUU